AGAUUGCCUCUAGAAUAAUUUCUCUUCGUUGACAAUCGUUGAAAAAUUACCAGUGUUUAAAUCUAGUUCUAAACGAUGCGGUAAAUUGGCCACCCUGCUCCGUCCUGUCAAAAUCUCCCAGCGCAUGUCCCUGGAAAUCAAACAUGGCCGGUCGUAGCGGUUAUGAUGAUAGAGACAACAGGGAUUUCGGCGGCAGAGGUCGCGAAAACCAGCGGGCGUCCAAAAAGCCUUUUCCAACCGAGCCGCCGUUCACAGCUUACAUUGGGAAUUUGCCGUAUGGAAUCGUGCAGGGGGAUGUCAAUCGCAUUUUUGAGAACCUCAACGUGAAGAACGUGAGGCUGGUUAUGGACAAGGAAACUGACCGUUUUAAGGGAUUUUGCUAUGUCGAAUUUUGCUCGCUCCAAGAUCUAGAAGAAGCAAUUGCCAUGAACGGUUUGGUCGAAGUCGAAGGCCAUAACAUCAAAAUAGAUGUAGCAGAAGGUAAACGUAGCGAAAGAGGCGGCGGAUUCGACCGAGGUGGUCGCGGGGGCAGAGGAGGCGGCGGUGGUUUCAGAGGUCCACGGCCUGGCGGCGGCGAUCAUCGUUUUGAAGAAUUCGAGAGGCGAGGAGGUGGCGGUGGAGGAGGACAAGGAGGUGGGGGAGGAGGAGGAGGUGGAGGAGGAAGCGGCGGAGGCGGCGGAGGCGCAGGCGGCGGCAGUGGUCGUGGAGGUUCCUUCAACGCGGAUCGAGGAGGUAAUAGAGGGAAUUACGGCAACUUCUCAUCGGAAGAGGGCAAUCGGGAGUGGACCGCCCGAGGAAAUCGCGGCAACAAUGGAGGAUUUGGCGGUAGGCCGCGUCAAGAGAGGAGAUCGUUUACUGAGGAUCUACCAAAUCCAACUCCAGACACCACAGGAAGGCCGAAACUGAAGCUGCAGCCUCGGACCGUCAAAGAACCAGUAAACGCAAUGGCGGAAACGUCGCAAACGUCGACGAUUUUUGGUGGCGCCAAACCGCGAGAGGAGAAAUUACUUGAUAAACAGUAAAAUGUUUGUUGAUUGUGUGUAAUUUGAUUUUUAAGAUUAAUGUUUAUCUUUUUUUUUUCUUUCAUAUCUGAACUGAUUCUUUUAUAUUAGGCGAUUGUAACAGAAGUAAUAAAAAUUAUAAUUGGUUUUACUAA
Messenger RNA from Zophobas morio, 1156 nucleotides. It is a transcript of the gene eIF4H1, whose product is annotated as eukaryotic translation initiation factor 4H1. NCBI's taxonomy places the organism in Eukaryota, Metazoa, Arthropoda, Insecta, Coleoptera, Tenebrionidae. The record is from RefSeq and is a predicted model, not a curated record. The transcript has 5 exons. The coding region runs from base 144 to 1022 and encodes 292 amino acids. Gene Ontology annotation, molecular function: RNA binding.